AUGGAUUCCAUCGUUGAGCCUCGCGAUCGGUACAUUCUCCGCAAAAGACUCAUGCUUAUUGAAAGAGACAUCAGAGCCCUGGACAAGAAGAACAUACAUAUUUUGGACAGAAGCAUGUUGAAAUCAUGCAAAGUUCGGGUUCUACCUCUGAGUUUUGAUGCCCGUGACUCACUCGCACCAAAGUUUUUCACUUCAUUUGCCCCCGAAAACAUGCCAGAGCCAACACCGGAAUAUGUCGAGAAAGAAUAUGACACCAACAGCCUGAAAAUGUCGAAUGAAUACGGACGACUGAUUUACAUCUAUCUUGAUUCCUACAUUCGCAGAUUGAAAAUCGACUUUCCACAGGUCCAACAAACGUGGUCAAGCAAUCAAAUUGCUGAUUACAAGUUUGAUAAUCUAUACCGGAUGUUUGAGCCUGAACAUGGCACAUUGUUGCUAAGCCAUGUUGCCAAUGCCGCUCAGCCUCAUAUCAAAUGCAUAAUGCACAACGACCUCGAUGUAAAUGAUGGAAAUCUGCUUUGCGGGGAAAUUUUGACCGUUAUUCGGAUCAUGCUGGGUCAACUCAAGCGGAAGAUGUUCGUUAACGAUAUGAUUGCGCCGGUUCUACUCUUUGCUCUCAAUCGACGGUAUCCGCGUGCCAUAGAAGCAUAUUUCGAUGGCCAGGAGCUCUUGAUUCGCCGCACCAAGUCCUACGAUUUUACAUCCUUGAAUACCGCUGGUUUCAAGGACUUUGCACAAUGGUUUCUAGGCGAAUCUAUUGGUGAUACAUCCCGAGAAAGGAUUUGA
Aspergillus clavatus NRRL 1 is the source of this 786-nucleotide messenger RNA. RefSeq lists its product as uncharacterized. Lineage: Eukaryota; Fungi; Ascomycota; Eurotiomycetes; Eurotiales; Aspergillaceae. Bases 1 to 786 code for a protein of 261 amino acids. The record is from RefSeq and is a predicted model, not a curated record. The transcript has 3 exons.